AGCCCGCGGCUCGCUUGUGACCGUUGGGAAUCGAUCGCUGUUUUAACAGCCUCGACCUCGACAGAGGGGCACAGCGCACUCCUCUUCUCUCUCUUUCCUCGCUCUGCUUCCUCCGUCUCCUUUCUCUCGGUGAAAGAAGAGCUCGACUGAAAGAUGAACGACCUGAUGACCAAAUCCUUCUACAGCUACGCCGACCUCAAGAAAGAGGCCCUCAAGGACCUGGAGUCCGGCGCGGCAGACGACGUCGCGAUUGAGAUGGCCGCCGGUGACGCCGCCGGUCACCUCCGGCACUUCUUCGAGGAGGCCGGGCUCGUCAAGGAGGAGAUGGCCGCCAUCCGAGGCCUGCUCGCUCGGCUCCAGGCUGCCAACGAGGAGAGCAAGUCCCUCCACCAGCCAGAGGCUCUCCGCGGCCUCCGCGAUCACAUCAAUGCCGACAUCGUGCGGGUGCUCAAGACGGCCCGUGGUAUCCGCGGCCGGCUCGAGGCCAUGGACCGGUCCAACGCGGCCAACCGGCGGCUGUCUGGCUGCCGCGAGGGCACUCCCGUCGACCGGACCCGGACCGCGGUCACCAACGGGCUGCUGAUAAAGCUCAAGGAGCUGAUGAUGGAGUUCCAGGCGCUGCGGCAGCGGAUGAUGGCGGAGUACAGGGAGACGGUGGAGCGGCGCUAUUUCACGGUGACGGGGGAGGCCCCCGAGGAGGAGGUGAUCGAGCGGAUCAUCGCUAACGGGGAGAGCGAGGGGAUGGUGAAGAAGGCGAUGAUGGAGCACGGGCGAGGGAAGGUGCUGGCCACGGUACACGAGAUCCAGGACCGGCACGACGCGGCCAAGGAGGUGGAGCGCAGCCUGCUGGAGCUGCACCAGGUGUUCCUGGACAUGGCGGUGAUGGUGGAGGCCCAGGGGGAGCAGAUGGACGACAUCGAGCACCACGUCGCCAGCGCCGCCCACUACGUCAAGGACGGCACCAGGGAGCUCAAGUGCGCCAAGGAGUACCAGAGGAGCAGCCGCAAGUGGCUCUGCAUCGGCAUCAUCCUGCUCCUCCUGAUCAUACUGGUUAUAGUCAUCCCCAUCGCCACCAGCUUCAGCAAGUCUUAGACGCUCAGGCACCGAUUUCUCUAUUAGCGGGCGAGGUUCUUCUUUUGGGGUCUGGAGUUCCGCUCAAGCUCCUCUUUUGGGAGAAGUCAGCUUGGCUUUGUUGCAGUCAAAGUUUCAUGAAAAGUUUCAAGUGUCAUUCUAGAAAAGAAAACAAAAUAAACUUACAAUUCCUCCAA
Musa acuminata AAA Group (dessert banana) is the source of this 1268-nucleotide messenger RNA. Its product is annotated as syntaxin-111. Bases 154 to 1092 code for a protein of 312 amino acids. The record is from RefSeq and is a predicted model, not a curated record. Gene Ontology annotation, molecular function: SNAP receptor activity; SNARE binding. Gene Ontology annotation, cellular component: SNARE complex; endomembrane system; plasma membrane. The transcript has a single exon. Gene Ontology annotation, biological process: exocytosis; intracellular protein transport; vesicle fusion. Lineage: Eukaryota; Viridiplantae; Streptophyta; Magnoliopsida; Zingiberales; Musaceae.